AUGAGUAAAUUAGAGGACAUUUUAGGAAAAAAGAAAACUGUUGUUCCAGUUUUAGAUUUGAGUAAAUCUAUCAUUCAAUCUAAAGAAGAAUUUAAGCGUUUAAUGGAAAAGGUUCCCGAUUACAAAAUGAGACCGGUUAAAGUUCGUUCUGAAGAAAUUAAAAUCAAAGAAAAGGAUUAUUCAUUUAAAACACCCCGUAAAGAAACUAGAAAAUUAUUGAAACAGAAUGGUAUACGAGACAUAAACUAUACUUACAUGGACCCUAUACCAAAUGAAAUGCGUAGUAUACACUUGGUGGAGUUAUGUUCAGUUCCAAUCGAUUGGAAAAUGUUAACAACUUUGCGACCUAAGGCUAAAAUUGAGGAGGAAUAUUUCAGUAAAUUGGUUGAAAUGGGAAAAUUGCAAUUAAAAACAGAUUUGAGAGAUAAACGGGAAUAUACUUUGAAUACAGGUGUAAGGAAGGUAAAAAACAAGUCUGGAAUCAUUGAAACCAGGGUAAUAGUUUGUACUGAAUGCAGCGAAGAAAUGUGUUACGGUCGAACUUGUGGAGACUUUAAUUAUGAUUUAUAUAGCCGAGUUGAAGUAAGACCACCUAAUCCGAAAACAUUGCCUAAAACUAAUAACAAUAAAAACAGUGUAUUUUCUAAAAAGAAAGCUCUUGGAAGUCCAAAAAAAAAAUCUAAAAAACGAAGUCAAAGCCGAAGUCCAGAAAAAAAAGGAAAAGAUGUUUAAAAUUUUGUUCACGAUUAAUGUUAUCAACAAAAUUAUAAGAAAAAGGAUGUUUAUAAUUGGCAAUUAGAAAUUCUAGCUUUAAGAAAAAUAAACGCUUCCGGUAAAACGAUUACUAUUCGCAUAACAUUAAAUCAAACACGUGGUACAUUUUACCAAUACUUUUUUUACAUAUGUAAAUUAAAAUAAUUCGAACAACAUAUAGUUUUGUGGCGACGCGAGGAAAAAUAUUAGACCGGUGAAACACCCUGUAUGUAAGUAUUGGUCUUUAAAAUAUUUGUAUUAUGGU
Condylostylus longicornis is the source of this 1018-nucleotide messenger RNA. RefSeq lists its product as uncharacterized. The transcript is spliced from 2 exons. NCBI's taxonomy places the organism in Eukaryota, Metazoa, Arthropoda, Insecta, Diptera, Dolichopodidae. The record is from RefSeq and is a predicted model, not a curated record. Bases 1 to 732 code for a protein of 243 amino acids.